This is a messenger RNA of Tetrahymena thermophila SB210, 3150 nucleotides long. RefSeq lists its product as hypothetical. The transcript has 12 exons. NCBI's taxonomy places the organism in Eukaryota, Ciliophora, Oligohymenophorea, Hymenostomatida, Tetrahymenidae. The record is from RefSeq and is a predicted model, not a curated record.
AUGAAUUUACCAUAGAUUGGAAGAAAGGUCAAUAUCCAAAAUCUUUUGGAGAUGGACAAAAAUAUAGAUGUACCAGAAAAUGAAAAAGUUAGAUAAAGGAAUCCAAAGAAUUUGCAAUCAAAAUAAAUGACAGAAAUAUUAGGAGGAAGAUUGCUUGAAUCUUCGCAAAGCACAACAAAUGUGAGACGUCCUGGAAGUCGUCCAGAUACUGGUUCCAAGCAAAAGAUUUUAUUGAAUAAUCAAAAAUAGUUGUAGAUAAAUUAACAAUUUUCUCAGCCACAAUUAGGCGAAUAGAAUAAUGAAACGAAUUUUUUCAAUCCAAGAAGCAACAAUCUUGGAAGUAAAAACGAUUAAGGAGAGGCAGAUGCUCAAUAACAAAUAAGUUAAAAUGAAACUCCAAAUUAAGUAGAAGCAAGAAGAUUUUCAUAAAAAUAGGAUUUGCUAUAUAAAAAUAAGACAUUUUAACCUUCUCUAGCAAGUUAUAAUCCAAACAUAGAUAGGAUGAUUAGUAUGUAUGAAUCGCAAGAUAUAGAAUAUAAAGAAAAACUUAAUAACACAGAGAGGGUUGUAACAAUGUUGAUUGAACAACUAAACAAUGUAGAAAGAAAUCAAUAAGGAGAAUUGAGAAAAUAUAAGCUCUAGUUGGAUAAUGAAAGGGAUUAUAGAGUUAAAUUAGAAGCUAAUUUAAGAUUUAUUCAAGACCAAUACAAUCAACUUAAUCAUGAUCUCUAAACGAGAGUCGAAGUUCUCGAUACAAAAUUGCAAAGAGAUGACAGAAAUAAGAAUGAAAUGAGGGAAAAACUUAUUCUCACUGAACAAAAUUAGAAAGAAAUAUUAUUCUUUAUCAGAAACAUGCAAAAAUCAGAAACUACUGAAAUUUUAUAAUUAAGAGGCAUAAUGCAAGAAAAAAUGACUGAAGAGUAAUCUCUUCUUCAAAAGGAAAGGGAAAAAAGCAAGGCUCUUUUCAUGGAAGUAGUUAGACUUGGUGAAACAUAAGAAAGGUAGAAUGAAGUGUUCAAUAAUCUUUAAGGAUAGUUCGAAAGUAGGAUAGCUAUUUUAGAAGCUCAGCUAAGUGCUGGGCAGCGCUCAGUAAACUAAAUAGCCUAAAAAGGAGAUCAAGGUAUAAAUUAUAUAAGCGAUUGGAAUGAAAAAUUAGAAAGAAGAAUGCAAUAAACAGAAGCUAGUAUCCUUAGCAUCACGAAAGAGUAAAGCAAAGAUAAAGAUCUUUUGAGCUAGUUAGAAGCCUAUCAUGCUAAGAUGGCUGAAGAUGUCAAAGUUAUUUUGAAUACUCUUUAGUCAGAUUAUGAUAACAAAUUAGAAUCAAAAGUGACUGAAAUAGUAAACAGAAUUGUAAUGGAGCAUGAAGACAGAAUAAGAUAACAUGAUGAGAUGAGAACUAAUAUCGAUAUGAGAGAUAGACUCAAUUAAGAAAAAAGUAAUUAUGAAAGAGAGGAAAUGAGAGAAAGAUAUUAAGCUUUAGAUGCUUUGAUGAGGACAGAGUUUUAAAGAAAAGAUGAGUCUAUAAAAUCUUUGCAAGCAAUUAUGGAGAAUUAAGUAAAAGGACUGCAAAAUGCUCUUAAAUUUGAAGAAUAAUCAAGAAAUUAACAAGAAAUUGUUUUUAGAAAUGAAAUACUCAAGAUGUAAGAGACAUUUGCAAGAGAAUAUGAUAUAUUUAAGAAUCAAUAGUCUAACAUUACUGAAAAAAUAACUGAAAUGAUGAAGAUUGAAAUUUAAACUCGUUUAAGCUCUGAUGUGGAUUUAAAGAAUUUAACAAGUGCGAUUGCAACAGAUAUUGUUUCAGAUGUGAACAAUGUUAAAGACUAAAUGGAAAUUUAGUAUAAAAAAUUACAAGAUGAAAUAAGAGAGACAAGAUUAGAAAGUUCAUAAAAAUCAGAGCAGGUUAGCAGGUAUGUUGAUGAGGAAGUUAAGAAAGUUGUAGAGGUAUUUGGUAAGAAGCAUGAAAAGACUAAAAAUAUGUUUACAAAGUUGGCAGAGUAAUUCAAAAAUCACUUAAUUAACACUGAUAAUAAUAGAAAAGAUGUUGAAAAGAGACUAGUGGGACUUGAAAAGGGAUAAGAAGACCUAAGGACAGAGACUUACAAACUUGUAGGUGAUACAUAAAAGGCAUUUGAAAAUCGUUUGAUUGAAGAAAAAUUGAAUAUUGAACUGAAUGUUCAAACAAUUGCGAAGGGACUUGAUGAUAAAAUUAAUAAAGUUGAAGAAGAAUCGAAAAAAGAUGUUUAAUUUUUAACUCAAGCUAUUGAGAAUUCAAGAGAAAUGUUUAAUAAUAGAAUAAAUAACAUGUAGAGCUCUUUAGAAGCUUUCUAAAAGUUAUGUGAAGAGCAAAAUGAAUAAAUUAAUAUUAAAAUAUAAGAUAUUAAAGCUGAUAUUAGCGACUUCAAAGUGAAAAUUAAUACAGCUUUAGAAGAAUUGCAGUCUAAUGUGAUGAAAGAAUUAGAUGAUAUUUCGAAAGAUUUAGAAGAACUCCAGUAAAACACAUAAAAAGAGUUAGAAUUAUCCAAAUCUCUCAUUAUAAAUUUGCAAGACGAAGUUUAGAGAUUCUCAUAAGAAAUUGUUCUAAAAUUGAAGGAAAUCAUAGAUCAUUAACAAGACACAGAAAAGGAGUUUGUACUAAGACUAGAAGAAUUAGAAUAAAGUUCCAUGAAUUCCUUUAACCUUAUAAAGACCACUCUUGAUACAAUUGAUAAUGUUUACAAAGACUUGGAAACAAAGAUAACAGAACUUAAUGCUGAAACAGUUUUAGACAAUACUCUAGCUAAAGCUGAAAUGGAUAAUAUAAAGUAAUAGAUUAGCGAUAUGUUCGAGUUGAUGAACACACAACAUCAAGACAUGAAACUUACAAAUACUCACUUUGAGUAAGAGUUCGUAAAAAUAUCAGAAGACAUAGAUUAAGUUAAAACUAACCUGUAUUAUGAACUUGCAGAAGCCAAUGAUAAAAAAUUAUAAAAAUUACUAGAAAAUAUUAGAAAUGAGAACUAAUAGCUUUGGAAGAAGAACGUGGAAUUAGUAGAUUCAGAUUUUAAAAAUAUAGAUUAACUUAGAGAUAAUAAGAAUAGUUUAUUUACUCAGCUAAACGAAAUACUUAUAACUCAAGACGAAUAUAAUAAACCUAAAAUUAAAUCUAAAUGA